AUGGAGUACGACCCCUCGGUUCUUCCUGCGUUCCCCGCUGACCCGGCUAGUCGCGUAUCUACACCAGAUCGAAAAUUGCUGUUCGUGGACGGAGACACUAUCAAGGAUGAACGCAGAUUGCUGACUGGAGAGGAGCACGAGAUAAAGCUUGGGAGAUACGACUAUAUGCUCCGGAUCAAGUGGCAGCCUACCGUGCUCAGCUUCUCCUUUACGUCCAAGGAACUCAAGGCGAAAGAUCCGUUGGCACAGGUGCGCUCCCUAGUUGAGGACCUGGAUAUCAAGACGGUCGUCCCGUAUGUUGUCGAUCAAACCACACAUGUUGUGCAAAACAAGCGGAACACUGCCAAAGGUCUACAGGCACUGGUGAAUGGAAAACACAUUGUGCAGGAUUCGUACAUCGAUGCCUUGGUAUACGCGGCGACCCCGAGUGACCUGGAGAACCUUGAAUCCCUGUCCCCGCUGGAGGCCGAUUUUGACUCUGCAUGGCCGGAUGCCUUGGCACAUCUCCCGCCGCCUGGCAAGGAGACCACACAGAGACCCAAGGAGGCAUUUGCUCCGAAUCCCGCCCGGAUCAACGUGUUUGAAGACCUUACAUUCAUAUUCACUGAUCCUGCGCAAUUUGGCAACCUGCAGGAUGCCAUUGCGAACGGCCAUGGAAAGGCUUUACUUUACGAGGGCGAGCAGGGCGUUACUAAGGCUGAGGAGAUUGUGGAGUUCAUGAGGAACACGGCGGGUGACAAAGGCCUUGGGAGUCAGCGGGACGACUCCGGCGGCGUGGUGCUCGUUCGAUACCGGGCCGGUGGACGCCAUGAGGACUGGUGGAUUGACCUGAGCAACGAGGUUGCUGUGAUGACCGGCCAGCGUGUCAUCGAACAGAACGAGUUCCUCGAUGCGAUCCUGGGGAAUGAUGCUUCUCCUUUGUGUCGAUCUCUGCCCGAGUCCAGUGCACGUCAAGAUACCGGUCCGUCUACUGCACAAUCCCAACCGGCUUCCACCGCCAACGAUGCCCAAAUAGUCGGAGACUCGCAGCCUGCCGAGGAACUAACUCGGCAACAGACGAAGAAAUCGAAGCCAAGAGUUCGAGGGUUUGUCAGUAAAAUGAAAACAUUCGACGACGGCUUCGACAUAAAUUCUAUACCUGCUCAUGCUCCCGAUGCAAGCAUUGCGGACUCACCCCCAUUGAUGGAAAUUGAGCCCUUAACCCCACAACAGUCACAGGCACAAAGUAGUCUCCAAGAGGAGGAAGAUAUGGUCUCUAGCCUACUACCCGGUGCCCGAGCAAUGAAACGUCAACGAGCCCAGACAAUGCAGAGAGGUGCCGAAGAAUCGGUUCCGGAAACUAAACAAGAGCCCGUACCGCGGGCGAAACGCCAGAAACUGGACGUACUAGAGGCAGCACGGCAGCAUCGUGAGGAGGAAGACGCCCAGCGCCAGCGCCUGGCGGAAGAAGCGACCCUGCAAAACUCGCUCCAGGAUGUCAAUGUGGAGAAACUGAAAGGCCUCGCAAUCGUAGAGGAGAUGGAAGUAAAGCCGAGGACCAUUGAUGAAGACGACCGUCGGUGGGACGAUAGGUGGAAUGGACGCAAGAACUUCAAGAAGUUCCGAAGAAAAGGGGACCCUAGCCAACCUCGCUACCGCAUGCAGACGGUGAUUGUUCCGCUGGAGGAGGUGACGCGAAAGGCCUUUGGCAUUGGGGACCAUUACUGGGCCAGCAGUCGCAAGUCCAGGGAGCACAGUCCCGCCGACAGUCCAGCGGAACGGGAAGUCAGUCAGGGCGAACCUGCGGCGGCAUCCCGCUCGCAGUCCUCGGCCCGCGUGGAGUCGGAGACGCCAGCGCCCAGCAGCCAGACUAGAAACCCGCCGAGACGCGAGAAACGGGGGCGAGAAGAGCGGGACUCAGACAGCGACGAAGAGCUUCGGUUCCGGUUCCGUCGCAAGCGAUGA
Molecule: messenger RNA, 1944 nt
Organism: Aspergillus sclerotioniger CBS 115572
Lineage: Eukaryota; Fungi; Ascomycota; Eurotiomycetes; Eurotiales; Aspergillaceae
Product: DNA damage response protein RcaA
Exons: 3
Coding region: 1-1944 (647 amino acids)
Biological process (GO): mitotic G2 DNA damage checkpoint signaling; double-strand break repair via homologous recombination
Cellular component (GO): Mre11 complex
Molecular function (GO): damaged DNA binding
Source: RefSeq, a predicted model, not a curated record